Messenger RNA from Glossina fuscipes, 769 nucleotides. RefSeq lists its product as uncharacterized. Bases 27 to 533 code for a protein of 168 amino acids. The record is from RefSeq and is a predicted model, not a curated record. The transcript has 2 exons. Lineage: Eukaryota; Metazoa; Arthropoda; Insecta; Diptera; Glossinidae.
CAAAGUGAAGAAGUUUAGUGUUAAAAAUGGUUCAUUAUAGUAUAAUAUUUAUUUGGAUUUAUUUUCUUCGCUUAAUGGAAACAAAUAGUACAAGUAUGCCCGAAAGCAUAAAAGUACAAAACGUUUUAGUUGUUCAGAAUAUUGAAGGUCUUUUAGAAAACCAUUCAGCGUUGAGAGUUAUGCCUUUACAAAAACAAAGAAAAUCCAGUCCUGUUUGGGCGGUGAGAUAUAUGUUGGGUAUUAAAGGAGAAAACGACCACUUAUUAGCGCAGCUUGCUGAUGCAUCGGACUAUCCUGCGAAAAAGGAUGUCAGUGUUGAUCUUCUUUAUACAGAAAAAGGUGGCACUGGUGAUAUUUUAACUUAUAUAGAAAUCGAUACUCUACAAGAUACCCAAGAGGGCAACGCUCACGUAGUAUCUGGCGGUAUUGGUCAACGUUCGAUUCACAUUGUUUUGGAAGCCAAGCAAACGGAACGUUUUAGUUAUAAUGCACACUUCUACGGAAGGAAAACGCUUAAGUUAAUGACUCACUAAUUAAUGAAGAAGUCGUAGGAAUUAAUAUAUUCAUUAGAAAUUGCUUUGAAACGAACUAAUAUAAAUAAAAGAGAAAAGCUGUUAAUAAGUUAUAAUGAAUUAAGCCUCCUAAUAAAUGUUAAAGAAUACCAAUCUUAAGAUGUCAAUUUAGAAGUAUUAUGUAUUAGAACUGCAAAUAUGUUUCUAUAGACUUUUUUAGUAACAUUAGAUCUUAAUUAUAAAAGAAAGUCACGAGG